Mustela lutreola (European mink) is the source of this 2970-nucleotide messenger RNA. RefSeq names its product zinc finger protein OZF-like. NCBI's taxonomy places the organism in Eukaryota, Metazoa, Chordata, Mammalia, Carnivora, Mustelidae. Gene Ontology annotation, biological process: regulation of transcription by RNA polymerase II. Gene Ontology annotation, cellular component: nucleus. The transcript has 2 exons. Gene Ontology annotation, molecular function: RNA polymerase II cis-regulatory region sequence-specific DNA binding; DNA-binding transcription activator activity, RNA polymerase II-specific. The record is from RefSeq and is a predicted model, not a curated record. The coding region runs from base 299 to 1888 and encodes 529 amino acids.
CAGAUCUUGUGUGGAAGCCAAACCUGGUCAUCUUUUUGGAGCAAGAGAAGGAGCUCUGGGGUAUGAAGAGAAAGAAGAGAGUAGCCAUCGACCCAGCUGUAUCUUCACAUGGCACCCAGAGUUUCCUGCCAAAGCUGUGCAUAGAAGCUUCUUUCCAAAACGUGGCAGUGGGUAGAUAUAAACAUAGUGCCCUUGAGAAUUUACACUUAAUGAUAGACUGGAAAAAUGAUGGGGAAAGUGAAGAGAGCAUCAAAGAUAUCAUGAAGGACAUAACGAAACUGAGACUACGGUCCGUAAUAUGAAUCUGACUGCCCAAAAUGGUGAAGGAUAUAAAACACUUUGGAAAACAUCCCUUCUUAAGUCUGCUACUUCUGCAAAGCAGUGUCUUUCUAUAAGCAAGGGCUCAAAUCAAAUGGUCAAACAUACAUAUCUGGAGAAUGAAAAUUUGGAAAAUCUGGAAAGUUGCUUAGUCCAUGCUGAAAAUAAUUAUUUGAACCAUUUUGAAAGUAGGAUUGGAUUGACUGAGUCAAGUAUUUCUGAAAAUCAGAGACUUAAAAAUGAAGAACAAAGUGCUCAGUGGGAUCCAUUGGAGAGAUCCUUCACUGAGGAUUCAACACUACAAGAUGACCAGAACAUUGCUCAGUGUGGUGAAUCUGAGAACAAAUUUAACGAGGGUUCAAAUGUUAAUAAACAUGUGAGGACUCAUUUUCCAGAGAAUCAUUAUGAAUGUGAUAAAUGUGUGGAAGUCUCUUACCAAAGCUCCGACCUGAUUAUACUUAAGAAUAUCCCUAUAGGAGAAAAUCCUUGUAAAUACAAUGAAUGUGGGAAAUCUGUUAACCAGUCCUCCAGUAUGGGUGAUUAUCAGAGAAUUCACAUGGAAAGAAAUUUACACAGAUGUAAUAAAACAGGAAACAUGUUGGGCCAAUCAUCAGGACUAAACAUACAUAACACAGUCACUACUGGACAGAAAACUUGCAUUUGUGAGGAAUGUGGUAAAGCCUUUGACUGGCACACAACACUAUCUCAACGUCAGCCAAUGCGUACUGGAGAGAAACCUUACAAAUGUGAAGAAUGUAGCAAGGUCUUUAUCCACAAUUCACACGUUAAUCAACAUGACAGAAGUCAUCCUGGAGAGAAACCUUACCAAUGUGAAGAAUGUGGAAAGGCCUUUAACCAGCACUCAAUGCUUACUCGACAUCAAAGAAUUCAUACUGGAGAGAAACCUUACCAAUGUGAAGAAUGUGGCAAGGCCUUUAACCAGCACUCAAACCUUAUUCAGCAUCACAGAAUUCAUACUGGAGAGAAACCUUACCAAUGUAAAGAAUGUGGCCAGGCCUUUAACCAUCACUCAAGUCUUACUCAACAUCACAGAAUUCACAGUGGUGAAAAACCUUACAUAUGUAAAGAAUGUGGUCAGUCCUUUAACCAGCACUCUAACCUUACUCGACAUCACAGAAUUCAUAGUGGAGAGAAACCUUACAUAUGUAAAGAAUGUGGCCAGGCCUUUAACCAGCACUCAAAGCUUACCGAACAUCUCAGAAUUCAUACUGGAGAGAAACCUUACAUAUGUAAAGAAUGUGGUCAGGCCUUUAACCGGCACUCGCACCUGACUCGCCAUCACAGAAUUCACAGUGGAGAGAAACCUUACCAAUGUCAAGAAUGUGGUAAGGCCUUUAACCAGCAAUCAAAGCUUACUGAACAUCACAGAAUUCAUACUGGAGAGAAACCUUAUAUAUGUAAAGAAUGUGGCCAGGCCUUUAACCGGCACUCGCACCUGACUCGGCAUCACAGAAUUCAUAGUGGAGAGAAACCUUACAUAUGUAAAGAAUGUGGUGACACCUUUAUCCAGCACUCACACCUGACUAGACAUCACAGAAUUCAUACUUGAAGGAAUCCUAACCAAAAUAAAGAACGUGUCAAGGCCUUUAGGCAAUCCUAAAGUCUGAUUUGAUCAGAGAAUGUAUCCUGGAAAAGGUUUUGCAAACAUAAUUUGGCAAGCCCUUUAAUCAGAAGUCAAGCUUUAUUGAACAUCAGAGAAUUCAUAUUGGAGAAAAAAACUUAGAAAUGUAAAGAAUGUGGUAAAACUUUUUUAGGAUUCCUCAACCCUUACUCAGCAUUAGAGUUCAUACUGAGGGGAAACAUUGCAAAGGUAAAGGAAUGUGUCAGGCCUCUGGCUGGAACUCUCAACUCACUAAACAUCAUAGUUCUCAUACAGCAUAGAAGCUGUAAAAUAUAGAGAAUUUGCAGUGCCUUUAAUUGGAAUUCAAUUCUUAAUAUCCGAAAAUUGACACUAGAUUCAAACCCUACAAACUUAAUGAAUGAGGAGAGACCUUCAUUUUAAAUAUACACUUUAGCAAACACCCGUGGGUACAUAAAAGAAAGUAAUUUGGAAGAUAUAAAUAUUUAGGAAUAUAUGUAACCAAACAUCAGAUAUCAGUAAAUGUCACAGAAGUCAAGUAGAAAGCACUGCAGCAGUCAGUCUGUUCUGACAUUACAUCAGAAUAUUCAUGAUAAGGAGUAAUAACCAAGUUAAACUGUUACAAAAAUGUCUGUCCUGUUAUGCUUCAAAAGAUUAAGUGGAUAGAUUUUUGCAUAGUUCUAAUUAACUUCAAUAUUUUUUUUUACAUGGGCGCUAUCUGAUAUUUAUGUCUAGCAAAUAUUAGUGUAUACUUACCCUCAGUCGCCUCAGAGAAUACUCUAAUUUUUAGUAUGUGUGACAUUAUGUGACUGAUUAUUGCUUCAUCAGAGAUGAGAUUGCUCCUUCAUUAGGUGGGACUCACACAUAUCUAAUUAUCCAUGGAAGAUGGACAGUAUAAUAUACAAUAUAUGAAGAAAAUCUAAAUGGACAUAUUGUUCGUGGUUAUGACUUUAAUGACAGUUGUCAUGGAAAAGGUGUUCGGAACAUCAUCUUCAUUAUUAAAACUGAAAGAUUUUCUGAAUGUUAUAAAUAAAAUAUUUUAGCAACUGGUA